CGGAGGGCGGGAAGUGAUGCGCUCUCCCGGCUUCCGCCGGCGGCACCGGCCGCCCUCAUGGCGGUUUAUUUGACUCCGCGGUUCAGGAGACUCCGGAGUCAGAGCGAGUUAGAGCCGCGGCGGGGCAGCGGGCGGUGGCGGCGAGAUUGUGAUGGUCCUUUUCAAGCAACUCAGCUGUGGAAUAGUAUUAUUCAUGCUCUUCACAGUCAGGUGGAAAUCAAAAGACGUAGGCAACAUCUGAAAACAUAUAAAAACUGUUUUACUGGCUCAAAUGCUGUUGAUGUGGUACUGAGCCAUCUUAUGCAAAGCAUGUACCUAAGCUGUACUGAUAUUUCUCGGCUGAAGGGAGUACGUGUAUGCCAAGCGUUGAUGGAUCACAAGGUGUUUGAGCCAGUUGGAGCAAAGCUUUACUUAUUCAAGAAUGAGAAAGAAACAGAGUUUGAAGACACAAACACUAGUCUCUAUAAAUUUGUAAAUAGCAGUCUUAGUCCUCCUCUUCUGAGAAAGAAUAAAGACAAUGAGAGCUUGUCUCCUGAGCAAAUCUGCAAACAGAAGCCAAACAGACAUUCCAACAGAAUGAAGUGUGAAACAACACUUUCAAACCCCAUAGCCUUAGAAGCAGCCGAUAAAAAGAGGGUAGAAGAGCUUCUUCGAUCAAUAAAUGUUCACACAUCUUUACCUCCAAAGAUCAUGGUUAAUGAACCAACUCAUCUGCUUUCAGAAAGAGUAAUAGAAGAUGUCUGGAAACAGCAAACUCUGCUACGACUGCUGCAGUUGAUUGAUGUUCCGCUUCUAGAAGAUAUCUUGGUGUCUUCAGUGAAGCAAAAACCAGACUGUUUUGGCAAAGAAGAAGACCUGAUUAUCUCAAAUACUUUCCUGGACAGAGAGGUUAUAUGUAGCUUAAACUUGCCUGAGCUUGACAAAUGGCUCUAUGCUGCAAUUGAAUGCUUGGAGUAUUUCCCAGACCAAUUCAUAGUGAUGGUUAGUCAGCAGUUAUCUCAAAGCACUAACAAACCCAGCAGUCUGAAUACAUACAAGAAGAUUCUUUUUGACAUUAUAAUAAAGUAUUAUAGUCAAAAGAAGGACUCCCUUCUUGCCACUCAGGAUCUCGAUAUUCAUUCAGGAAUUAUAGAACUUAUAGAAAAAGGAAAAACAGAUCAAGCUCUAGAGGCAUCACAACUUUAUUUAAAACUAUUAGCACCAAAUAUCCGAGAAGAGCUACAUAGACUCUUGACAUUCAUCGCCAUUGCAUCCGAAUCUGAGGGCUACAAAUUACAAAAGCAAUUUGAUAACAGAUCGGUGAUCAUCAAGACUUGCACGAAGUUCAUCUUACAGAAUAAGACAUUGUCCAAGCCACAGGCAGAACUGCUGACUCAGUUUCUGAUGGACAAUCACUCUGAGCUAUUCAAGACUCCUUUAACUCUUCUGGAACUAACUAGUAGGAGACUUGAGAGUUUGCUAGAAGGACAAGAUCUGGAUAUUGAUUCAGGCUUCACCUUCUGUCAGCGUGUGACAGCUAAAGAAUACGAAGAUCAAAAACAACGAACAAAUCAGUAUCUUCUCGCAUUGGUUCAAGAGAUGGACAGUGACCCCGCUAUUCCUUUGAAGCAGAAGAAGAAAUUAAUUAAAGAAUUCCGAAAAUACCAUUCUCUCGUUUACUGUAGUGGUUGUAAAACUAAAUGAAUUUUGUACUCUAAAUGGUUAGACAUCAAUACAGCCAUGUUGGUUUUUUUUUUUAAAGUAGGGAAUGCAUAUGAAAACUGCUCAUGAUACAAACCAAUUACAAACUGGUAAUAGGUUGUGUUAACUUGUGUAUGUGUUUAAAUGACCUGGCCCUAUUAGAUGUCAAGGAAUGUGGUUGAAAUCUCCGUCCAUGCGUCCCCGUUUAUGCACUUGUUGUUUGACAGUGCAGUGUAAAAUAAUUUCUGGAGGAGGAAAAAAAGACUGUUUCGCCUUUCAGAGAUGAAUGCCUUAAUUGCUAGACUACAGGGCUAAAUAUAGUAACAUGGUAAUUUGUAGGCUAGAUGGACUGGGAAUUGCUUUGGGAAAUACUGUAUUUUUAAAAAACAAAUUCUUGCACUUUGGCUUGAUUAGAAUUUUCUUGUGCUAAUUUAAAGGUGAUAAUAAAGCAUUGCAUAACAA
Molecule: messenger RNA, 2142 nt
Organism: Phalacrocorax carbo (great cormorant)
Lineage: Eukaryota; Metazoa; Chordata; Aves; Suliformes; Phalacrocoracidae
Source: RefSeq, a predicted model, not a curated record